AUGGACACUCUGGUACUCGAGUUCUGCUUUCCAACACUGAACAACUCCUGCAAGAAGACACUGCAUCCUGAGCCACAGACCACACUGAUCUACAGCCUCCUGUCCACCGUCACUGUACUCACAGUGGUCCUCAACCUGCUGGUCAUCAUCUCUAUCUUCCACUUCAGGCAGCUCCACACCUGUACCAACCUCCUCCUCCUCUCCUUGGGCGUCUCAGACUUCCUUGUUGGUUCAAUUCUGAUGCCCUGCCAGAUAUUCCAUUACAGAGGCUGUUGGUUCCUCGGUGACAUUACUUGUGUUGUUUAUUACUUCUCUGCUUUUCUGUCUGUCAGUGCGUCUGUAGGGAACAUGGUGCUUAUAUCAAUAGAUCGCUACGUGGCCAUUUGUGAUCCAUUAUGUUACCCGACAAAGGUAACCAUAAAGCGGGUAAAAGUCUGCAUAAGCCUGUGUUGGAUAUUUUCUACUGUCCAUGCAAGUUGGAUUCUAAGAGACAUAUUUAAACAGCCGGAUAUGUAUAAUUCUUGCAUUGGACAGUGUGUGUUUGCAGUGAACAAUGCAGAAGGAACUGUGGACAUCGUGGCCACAUUUAUUGUCCCAUUUACAGUCAUCACAGUGUUAUAUUUGAGAGUUUUUGCUGUGGCAGUGUCCCAGGCCCGUGCCAUGCGAUCUCAUAUAGGCUCCGUAGCUCUACAGCGUUCAGGAGCCAUGGCAAAGAAAUCUGAAAUGAAAGCAGCUAAAACUCUGGGAGUGCUUAUUAUAGUCUUUCUUCUCUGCUCGUGUCCAUAUUAUGCCUUUUCAGUCGCCGCGGAGAGUAACCAGAUAGGGGCUUCGUCUGGAAAUGCAGAAUUAUGGCUCAUCUAUUUUAAUUCUUGCUUGAACCCUCUAAUCUACACUUUCAGCUAUCCGUGGUUUAGGAGAUGUAUAAAACGUAUUGUAACGCUUCAGAUUCUGCAGCCUGACUCCAGACAGAGCAACAUACUAUGA
Boleophthalmus pectinirostris (great blue-spotted mudskipper) is the source of this 984-nucleotide messenger RNA. RefSeq names its product trace amine-associated receptor 1-like. The record is from RefSeq and is a predicted model, not a curated record. Gene Ontology annotation, biological process: G protein-coupled receptor signaling pathway. Bases 1 to 984 code for a protein of 327 amino acids. Lineage: Eukaryota; Metazoa; Chordata; Actinopteri; Gobiiformes; Gobiidae. The transcript is spliced from 2 exons. Gene Ontology annotation, cellular component: membrane. Gene Ontology annotation, molecular function: trace-amine receptor activity.